UUUAAAGUCGAUACCCUUUUUUUGUGAUGUCCGUGACCGAUCACGCCCCUUUUCUUCUCUUCUGCUUGUUUUGGAAAUAAAAGCGGAGCUGCUUGACUGUGUGUGUGUGUGUGCGUGCGUGUGGAUGUUUUGUCCAAAGCCACUGAGUCGUUUGCAGUCCGGAAUGUAACAGAUGUAGGCCGAAAGGAACCCGGCUGGACAUUUUGUAUUGGCAUGUGAGGAAUCUCUGCAAGCGGAGGCGCCUGAGGUAAAGCCCGAGCGUUUCCGAGUUCUGCCGACAUUCCCCGAACCGUCUGUACUACCGGACUGCUCGAGGCGGCCGCUUCACGCCAUGUUGAGGUAACUCUCCGAGGUAUCGCUUUUAAAAAUGAGGUGAAGAAGUAAAUAAAAGCAGCCGGGAGAUUAUUACAAGAAGAGGAUUUUAUUAGUGAAGAUCCAGGGCGGAGGAGAAGCUGGGUGCUUGCUGUACGCCCCCACCACCUAAGGCUUUCGUCCCCAUGAAAAGCAGCACGUACAACCCCAAGAAGAAAACCGACUGCACCGAAAAUGGCUUUUUUUCGCACCAGUAGUGAGCUAGCGAUAUUCCUCGGCGUGGAGUUUCUUCCGGCCUGCUAAAGACAAGAGACGUGCCUAUGUGCAGUAGAUAGCUGCACUCUGUUAGUAUUUUAGCCGCGUGUUUGUUUAUUUGUUUUCUUUAUAAAUAUACAUUUUAAGUUCAACACCGCCAUGAGUUCAGCACUGAAUGCAGCCAGUGUAACAGCACCGAACCAGCUGAGGGGUCCCCCGGUGUCGGUACCACCGGGAGUUACGGCCGCUCCUCAGCCUCCCACCGUGCCGGUACCGCCACCUCAAAUUUCCAGAACAGCACUGUCGCUGGACGACCGGAUAUUCUCAGCCCAACCUAGUGUGGCGGUGUAUGGCGUCCCAAGGCACCCUGGUCCUCACUACCAAGGACAUGAUCUAAGCAAAGGCCACGCCCCCUCACCUGCUCUGUCUCAGGUAUCGGCCCCUCCCGCCCCCACUUACCGUUACCUUAAGGGCUGGGAACCAGGCGGAACGCCCUCCUUCAACCACACACAGAAUCCUGGCUCUGCCUCCCUAAUAUAUUCUCCACAGACACAGCCAGUGAAUGUACAGCCUUCCAGUCGGCCCUUUGUGACGGGGCCUCGACCCACCCACCAUCAGUUUCUACACAGGGCUCAGAUGCAGACACCUCGGCCUGCUCUUCCCACCAACAAUCCCUCGCUCCGGCCCGGCUCUCAAACACCCACUGCUGCUGUCUAUCCCCCCAACCAAACUAUUAUGAUGACUAUGACUCCCAUGCCUUUUCCCUCAGCGCAAACAGCUCAGUACUACAUCUCCCAGUAUCGACACAGUUCCCCCUAUGUUGGACCUACACAGCAGUUCUCUGUUCCACCCCCUGCCUCUGGAACCUUCUACCCCGGCCCAGGCCCGGGAGAAUACCCUGCACCCUACGCAACAGCUGCUCCUGGUCCGGCGUAUUAUGCAGGCCAGACGGUGUAUCCCCCCUCAGCCCCGAUUAUAGUGCCUACAGCGCCACAGCAGCCUCCACCAGCCAAACGGGAGAAGAAGCCAAUCCGGAUCCGAGACCCCAACCAAGGUGGGAAGGACAUUACAGAGGAGAUCAUGUCCGGCAGCGGAAAUAUCACGCCCCCUGUGGGCCGUCCUUCUUCCACCCCCACCCCUCCUCAGCGAAGCGCCAGUCAGACACCAGAGCAGUUAUACUACAACAUAGACCCACCCUAUAGACUCAGUCCUGUGUCUACAGACAGCAAGACCACCUUAGAGGACAAAAGUAGUGAUCCAACUCCUGAUAAAUCUUCAUCUCCUGGACCUCCAGAGCCCUCCGCAGACAGGAGAGAAACUCCAACUCAUCCUGUAUCAGACUCAUCUUACACAAAACCUGGAACACCUUCUAGUUUUCUUCUUCCUCACAGCACCUACAGUUCGACAGUCGCAUGUGAACCAGAAGAGCUUUCUACAGUUUCCACAGAUGUAGCUCGAGCCCCCAUCCCUGAGGAAGAUGAACCUCUUCCAGAAGCUAUCCAAAACCUUACAGCCUCCUCCCCUCCUCCAGGAAAAGCAGUUAACGGUCUGUCUGAGUCACCGCCACCCUCCCCAGUUUGUGAGCAAGAGAAGCAGGCACAAGAGGAUCCCCUGGUCAGCCCUCAGCUCUCAACUCUGACCCAAACUGAAGCACCAGCUUCAGAAGUAAUCCAGGAAGAACCUGCUGCUCCUGUGACCCAAAUAUCAAUUAGCCCAACCAUCUUAAAACCUUCUAAUGCCAUGUCUCCUCUAGCGCCACCCCCUGGCCUGCCUGUAUUGAUGCAACCUCCUAGCAUUGACGGACAUGAAAAAGUAAAGGCCUGUGGUUCUAAUGAUGUGCAGCUCAAAACUGAAACAUCACAGAGCUCUGAUGGUUUAAAAGGAUCACACGAUCUGACAAAUUCCCGAAAGACGGCGAUGGCAGAAGUACAAGCCGCUUCUGUUGCACCAAAGGACUGGAAAAAAGCAAAUGAAGAAAAUUCUGUUAUGGAUUCUAUACCCAAGGAAAACGAGGAGAAGUCCACAACUGAUGACUCAGCUGAAGAAGAGGUGUGUAGCAAUGGCUUCUCUCCAGCCCCAGCUUGCUUUCCAGAGGAGAACGGGGAGACCGAAACAGAACCACUGAAAAAUGGAGAUGGACACGUGUUGAUGGAAACUGAGCACAUGGAUAACACGGUCACUCCCGAGGAGGGGAUGAGCUCUACAGGGCCUUCAUUAGCCAAACAGGAAGCGCUUAUAGAGCCCAAUGGGAAAAGACAGUACGACCGUGACUUCCUGUUGGGCUUCCAGUUCAUGCCAGCAUGUGUGCAGAAACCAGAGGGCUUACCUCAAAUCACAGAUGUAGUUCUGGAUAAGAUUAACCAAACUAAGUUACCAACAAGGCCAGUGGACUCGCGGGUGCUCUCCAGAGGCCCUGACUUUACCCCGGCGUUUGCUGACUUUAGCAGGCAGUUGCUAGGAGGACGAGGAGGACCGCUUCUCAGUUUGCCUGCCUGGAGACCACCACCUCGCAAGAUCAUCAUGAAUGUUUCAGUGAUCGAUGAUGUGCAGCUGCAGAAGGCUGAGAAUGCUUGGAAGCCUGGCUUGAAGAGAGAAACGCACGCAGAGGACCUAGAUAGUCAGAAGACACAGGACCUUUUCCGGAAGGUACGAAGCAUCCUGAAUAAACUGACGCCCCAGAUGUUCACCCAGCUAAUGAAGCAGGUGACAGACCUCACCAUCAACACCGAGGAGAGGCUUAAAGGAGUCAUCGAUCUGGUGUUUGAGAAGGCCAUAGAUGAGCCCAGUUUUUCUGUAGCCUAUGCCAACAUGUGCCACUGCCUGGCUACGCUGAAGGUGCCAAUGGCAGACAAACCUGGCACUACUGUUAACUUCAGGAAGUUGCUGCUGAACCGCUGUCAGAAAGAAUUUGAGAGGGACAAAAUGGACGACGCUGUGUUUGAAAGGAAGCAGAAGGAGCUUGACUGUGCGACAUCAACCAGUGAGAAGGAGCGGCUGCAGGAGGAGCUGGAGGAGGCAAAGGACAAAGCCAGACGGCGCUCCACCGGCAACAUCAAGUUCAUCGGUGAGCUGUUUAAGCUGCGCAUGCUAACCGAGGCCAUUAUGCAUGACUGCGUGGUGAAGCUGCUGAAGAACCACGACGACGAGAGCCUGGAGUGCCUCUGCAGGCUUCUCACUACCAUCGGCAAGGACCUGGACUUUGAGAAGGCCAAGCCUCGCAUGGACCAGUAUUUCGCGCAGAUGGAGAAAAUUGUCAAAGAGCGCAAGACGUCAUCCCGAAUCCGUUUCAUGCUACAAGAUGUAAUCGACCUCAGACUGCAUAACUGGGUGUCACGCAGGGCUGAUCAGGGCCCGAAAACCAUUGAGCAGAUCCACAAAGAGGCUAGGAUCGAGGAACAGGAGGAGCAGAGGAAGGUCCACCAGCAGCUGUUGUCCAAGGAUAAAAGGAGGCCAGACCCGAGGGAUCAGCGUGGUCUGAGAGAAGAGACGUGGAGCACUGUACCGAUGACCAAGAACAGCAGGACAAUAGACCCCACAAAGAUCCCCAAGAUCUCCAAGUCUCAGUUUGAUGAUAAGAUUCAGCUCGGGCCCAGGGCUCAGCUCAGCUGGGUGAAGGGCAGCAGUGGAGGAGCCAAAGCCAGCAGCAGUUCUGAGUCACACUCGAGUAGCAGUACUCUGAACCGCUACUCGGCUCUGCAGCCAACCCCGGUAUCCCCAGCCCAAACUCCUGAGCCAGACUCCAGACGCUCUUUAGCAAGUCGAGGCAGCUGCGGUCGGGAGCGAAGUGAGAAACCUCAGAGUUCAGGCCCCUCAGUGCUCCUCAGUCGCAGUAGCAGCAAUAAGGAGCUGGUGGAGAGUCCAGCUGUUGAGGAGCCGUGCAGAGACACACAGGCCACACCCCGCAAAACGAGCAUCUCGGAGGACAGAAGCAGCAUGGAGCACAGCCAGUCCCGGGAUCCUCUGAAAAAGGAAAGCUCGGUGAGUGCGCUUCCGGCUAAGCCGGUCCUGUCUGAGGAGGAGAUGGAGAGGAAGUCUAAAUCCAUCAUUGAUGAGUUCCUGCACAUUAAUGACUACAAGGAGGCAGUACAGUGUGUCGAGGAGCUGCAGAAGGUAUCCCAGCUGGCUGUAUUUGUGCGGGUAGGAGUGGAGUCCACUUUGGAGCGUAGUCACAUGGCCCGAGAACACAUGGGGCAGCUCUUCUACCAACUGAUUCACCAGGGCAGCCUGCAACGGGCCCAGCUGUAUGCAGGCUUGGUGGACACACUGGAAAUGGCUGAUGACAUGGCCAUAGACAUUCCUCACAUAUGGCUGUAUCUGGCUGAGUUGCUUAGUCCUCUGCUUAAAGAGGGAGGCAUCCCCAUGAAAGAACUCUUCAGUGAAAUAAGUAAACCAUUGCUCCAAGUGGGAAGAGCUGGCAUGUUAAUGGUGGAAAUACUACACCUACUAUGCAAACAAAUGGGCCAUAAGAAAGUGGGGACUUUAUGGAGAGACGCAGGACUUAACUGGAGUGAUUUCCUGUCAGAAGAACAGGAACUCCAAAGCUUCAUCUCGGAGCAGAAGCUGCAGUUCACACUGUCUGACUGUGUCUCUGCCCACCCUGCCCCUUCUAUGCCCAGUCUCACCCCGGAUGAAAUGCACAGACAGCUUGAGCGUCUCCUACUAGAGGACCUGGCCAGUGAUGAGCAGAUAUUUGACUGGGUGGAGGCCAAUGUAGAUGAAUCUGAGAUGACCUCUUCCCCAUUCCUAAGAGCUUUAAUGACCGCAGUAUGUAAAGCAGCUGUUAAAGAUGAGCAUACGUCCUGCAGAGUGGACACAGCUGUCAUACAGAAACACCUCCCUGUGUUACAAAAGUACUUUAACUCAGACACUGAGCGUCAGUUGCAAGCACUUUAUGCACUGCAGGCAUUAAUAGUGACCAUGGAUCAACCACCCAAUCUUUUAAGGAUGUUUUUUGACUGCCUCUAUGACGAGGAGGUGAUUUCAGAGGAUGCUUUUUACAAGUGGGAAACAAGUAAAGACCCAGCUGAGCAGCGGGGAAAGGGCAUAGCGUUAAAAUCAGUCACCGCUUUCUUCACCUGGUUACGGGAGGCUGAGGAAGAGUCCGAGGACGAUUGAUGUGAGGAGGCGGCGGCCACCUGGUGACGCGUGGAGGCACGCUGCCAAUAAAAUGGAAAACUGUACCCUCUGUACUCAAACACACUACCUACACACACGUUUUCACUCACGGCGUGACACAAAGUGUCAUGCCUGGGUUUCUUGUGGUAUGGAUUCCAAAAUGUUCAUUCUGGAAGUAAGGGGCACUAAAAACCCCUGUAUCAUAUAUAUAGAAAAUUAUUUUUGUUCCUUUUUUUUUUUAAGAAGAAACUUAAAAGAAGCAGGUUGUGAAAUUCUUAAUUUAUUAUUUUUUUAAACAUUCACAAAUUCAAAGUCUAUUUAACAUUUGCAGGUCUUCACAAUAAGGGGAAUGUUGAUAGAAAUAACAGAAAUACCAUAACAUUAAUGGCUAUUAAGAAAUAUGUACUCACCAUCCCUGAAAUUCAUGUACAAGCUUGAAGGAAAGGUUUUUGGGGAUAAAGGGAAAGAUGCAGUUAAAAGAAACUGACUGUUUUCUCAGGUUGUGUUGUUCUUAAGUAACCCCAGUAACUGCAUCUGUUUUAAUUAUUCAGUGUUGAAAUUGGGUAAAUUCUCAUCAAAUUCUCACCGUGAAAAAAAAAGUUUAUGCAAGAAUGCAUAGGUUUUACAAAUAGAAAAACUUCCUGAAGAUUCUGAACACUAGAUGCAUUUAAGGAGUACAAUGAAAAUACUACUAAUGCAAGUUGAAACGUUUCAUUGUGGCCCUGCCUGCUUGUGAUAAACAGCUAUUGGAGAACAUGUAAAACUUGUAAAUACAUUAAACACCAUCAAAACGA
Clarias gariepinus (North African catfish) is the source of this 6476-nucleotide messenger RNA. It is a transcript of the gene eif4g3a, whose product is annotated as eukaryotic translation initiation factor 4 gamma, 3a. The transcript is spliced from 34 exons. Lineage: Eukaryota; Metazoa; Chordata; Actinopteri; Siluriformes; Clariidae. The record is from RefSeq and is a predicted model, not a curated record. Gene Ontology annotation, molecular function: translation initiation factor activity; protein binding; mRNA binding. Gene Ontology annotation, cellular component: eukaryotic translation initiation factor 4F complex. The coding region runs from base 727 to 5682 and encodes 1651 amino acids.